AUGGCGACCCGGCGCCCCGGAAAGUCCUACGCAGAGGCCGCCGUCGCGCCCUCGCCAGGCGAGAAGAUCGCAGAGGGCGAUUCUGAUACUUCGCCUGCUGUUCCUAUGCACGUCAUCUGGAAACUCGUGGGCUUUACAGCGGCUAUGAUCACCACGCCCGUGGGGACGUAUUUUGUUUCGGUGUCGUUUGCUUCAAGUACAACGGUAGCCGCAAUUCUCGCGGCUGUUAUGGCUAAUAUUAUCUUGUUCUUGUAUGUUUAUGUUGCGUGGCAGGAGGAUAAGGAGGAGAGGGAGGCAGAGGCUGCGAGGAGGAAAGGGCGAAAGGCGCAGUAA
Messenger RNA from Aspergillus calidoustus, 333 nucleotides. The record is from the annotation of a GenBank genome assembly. NCBI's taxonomy places the organism in Eukaryota, Fungi, Ascomycota, Eurotiomycetes, Eurotiales, Aspergillaceae.